AUGCCCCCCCACCAGCAAACUCAUAUUGGUAUCUUCGAUGACCAUAGCGAGUACAACGGUUUCCAAGGCUACGGCAAUCACACGCAGAACAACCCCAUGCAUGCACUUGCGGAAGCCAUGGCGAAUCUUGAUCGUACGCUCGGCGGAGGACGACAGGGUCACGGAAACGGCAUGUGCAUCUCUCGUGGUCCAGGUUUUCCCUUUGGCCAGUGUGGGCACAACCAUGUUCCUGACAUCAGCGGACUUCACAUCAGUGGAUUCGAGGAAGCCUUCAGCCACCCCAUCUUUGCUGGACAUCGUGUCGCUACUCAGCCUAGCUACACUCUUUCCAACUCCGUCCCAGUUUCGCGUCCUUCUCAUGGCCGUCUCCCCCUUCAACACCCUAUCGGUCACACAUCCCACCAAGGCUUUGGACCAGGCGACUACCUCCCUUUGGACGUCCAUCCAAACCAGCCACCGGAAGAUAUAUACGGCCUGGGAUCCAUACCAUACGGCUACUUCCCCAUCGAAUUCGACCCCGUGCCACUAGAAGAAGACAUGGGGCCCACUGAGAGCAGCGAACAACGGGUAAACCGCUUCAUCGCACACCAUACUGAGCCUCUUAGUUCCACCAAUACUACAAGCACGACAAACACAGAUUGCCCCAUCUGUAUGGAGAAUGCGGAUGCUCAUCCCUGCGUGAAGAUCAAAGGUAUCGCAGGCUGUGAACACAUGAUCGGUCGAGAUUGUCUCAAGGAACUACUUAGUCGACAGGCAGAUGACGAGAAGACAUGUCCUCUUUGCCGAGCGACGUGGCUAGGCGAAAACGGUUUGUGGCAGGACUCGGAGCAGUGGCGUAGGCGAACUGGUCGUAGGGGCCAAGGUGUUUCUUCUAGUCGUCGUGAUCGUAUGGUUGGUGGCACGGAGCGGUUAGCAGGAUUGUUGCGUAGCGCAGAGGGUCAAAGGCGUAGGCGUUAUGACUGA
Molecule: messenger RNA, 963 nt
Organism: Alternaria atra
Lineage: Eukaryota; Fungi; Ascomycota; Dothideomycetes; Pleosporales; Pleosporaceae
Exons: 1
Coding region: 1-963 (320 amino acids)
Source: RefSeq, a predicted model, not a curated record